AUGUCUUCCACUCAGGAUUUCUGGCCCCCUAUCGAGGAGGCUAUCAACAUCAACAACGACCCCCUUUCAACCAACUCGACAUCUCACGUCCAAUGCCCCAUUUGUCUGGAGGCUAUUGCAGUGACAAGCUUCCCUCCUGUUCCAGAGCGUGAAGCUGACAUUCUAGGUACGGACCCUACCCUCGGAGAGAUCCUUCUCUGUGGCCACGUUCUAUGCCAGUCAUGUCGUGUCCAGAGCGAGGAGGCUUCCAACCCCUGGGAGGCCCGCAAAUGUCCCAUGUGCCGUACUUCCCUACAGUGCAUCGACUGCGGUAAGCGUUCUCAGGUGGUGCCCAUCCCCAAGGAAGGCCCUGCUUCGUCAGUCCCAGCAAUCCUGACCGGCGGCAGUCGGUGCAGAGACUGCAAGGCGGUUGCAGGAUUUGACGAGGAAGUUCAGCGAGGUGAGUGGCCAGAAGGUCUUACGGACAUGGAACCUGGCUUUGUCCCUCUGUUUUACCACUUGGUAACCAAGAUGCAACAGCAGGACAUGAUCAUCUGCAAGAGAUCUAUCAUCAAUGCGUUUUCAACCAUUGUCGACGAGGAGUUUGGACAGAUGGUGACCAAGCGUUCAGAUCGGGUUCACGAAAUGCGCGCUGCCUUGGAGGGAGAGAGUCCUUGGUUCGAGGAAGAGGAUUCUUCCGAAGACGAGGAUGAUCAUCUUCUUUCGUUGGCACCGGCUGUACCAGAUUAUCCGUGGAACCAGAGACCUGCAGAACGGCCAAACGUCGAGAAUGGUCUGACAGGUUCAGGGGUAGCGACACCAGUUCCCCGGGUACACUGGUCGGACACACUGGACGAAGACCCUGCAGAGUCUACUACUAGUCUCGAGGAAGAGUCAGAGCCCCCGGCACCGGAUGCCGCAACACAGGAAACCAUUCGGGGCUUUCUAGGUUCACUGGCAGCGCGACCAACCCCACGGGCAGGCUUGAGGAAUCUCUUUGGGCCACGGUCUCAAGUCUGGCCUCACCCUCUGGAAAUACCGAACCUGCGUAUAGUCACAUUUGAAACAAGCCCACUACGACCAGAAGACAUCAUGAGGGACCUUCAAGAAAAUUUUGACAGGGCUAGGAUGCAUGCUGCUAAUCGGAACGCUGCUGCUACUACUUCUGUUGAUGAUGAGUUGGCCGACGAGAGAAACAACGAUUGGCAGCCUUUUGGUUUUUAUCCAGAGGUUGUUGACGUCCAUGUAGACUCGAACGGCAACGAUGAUGGUGAGCAUCGGAGCAUCGACGACACGAGCAGUGAAGACAAUGAUGGUAGCAGCAGAAACUACGAUGUUGACAGUGGAAGCUCCAACGAUAGCAGUUUAGCCUUGAGUGUCGACGAAGAUGAGGAUGUCGAAAUGAUCAUCUAA
Molecule: messenger RNA, 1392 nt
Organism: Fusarium poae
Lineage: Eukaryota; Fungi; Ascomycota; Sordariomycetes; Hypocreales; Nectriaceae
Exons: 1
Coding region: 1-1392 (463 amino acids)
Source: RefSeq, a predicted model, not a curated record